AAUAAAAUCAAACGAAGAUGAAACAGUUUAGGAAUCCAGUCACGAUAGUGAUCGUACUGGUCAGUGUUCUCAACCGACAUGAAGUGAAGUGUAUUACAAACGGCAAAUCAGGAUCGAGCAUAAUUGGCAGUGCAACGUCUAGUACGGAAAGCUCGCAACAGCUAAAGGAUUUGAAAACCGACGGAACGAGCAGCUUCUGGAGUCCCCAUCCGGAGUACUAUCACGAACGGGACCGUUACAAUCGUCCGGAUCGGACGGAUUUUGUAACCUCCUAUGGAAACUCCUAUGACAGCGGGAACAAAUAUGGCGGUGGUUCACUGUCAUCGUCAUCGCUGUACGGAAACAAGGAUCGAUUGGGGGUAUACAACCCUCUAAACACCGGAACCGGUGACUCGUACUAUUCUUCGGGAGGUGUAUACGAUCGCAAGUAUCCCCCCUAUGGUCCACCUCAACCCGUCGAUUUUCCAGCCCACGGUCAUGAAUAUGAAGCUCAUCCCGGCUACAACCCUCAUGGUUACGGCUACAGUCUUGGAGAGCACUACGGAGGAAAGGACUUCAAAUCUUUUCUGAUUCCAUUAGCUGGCGCGGCCUUGCUCGGUAUCGCGGCUGCACUGGUAGUCAAUCCGGUACUGCUGCAUCUCGGAGCAGCUGCGGUGGGAAAGCGGAAGCGAAGAGAUGUAACGACGACGGCCAAUGCGCACAACCUAGCGUAUCGAGCGUGGUUGUUAAAGCCAACCUCUGCGACGCCACCGUCGACCUAA
Sabethes cyaneus is the source of this 761-nucleotide messenger RNA. RefSeq lists its product as uncharacterized. NCBI's taxonomy places the organism in Eukaryota, Metazoa, Arthropoda, Insecta, Diptera, Culicidae. The transcript has 3 exons. The coding region runs from base 18 to 761 and encodes 247 amino acids. The record is from RefSeq and is a predicted model, not a curated record.